Lucilia cuprina (Australian sheep blowfly) is the source of this 1378-nucleotide messenger RNA. RefSeq names its product ubiquitin-like domain-containing CTD phosphatase 1 (gene Ublcp1). Gene Ontology annotation, molecular function: protein binding; protein serine/threonine phosphatase activity. The coding region runs from base 98 to 1063 and encodes 321 amino acids. Gene Ontology annotation, cellular component: nucleus. The record is from RefSeq and is a predicted model, not a curated record. Gene Ontology annotation, biological process: protein dephosphorylation. NCBI's taxonomy places the organism in Eukaryota, Metazoa, Arthropoda, Insecta, Diptera, Calliphoridae. The transcript has 2 exons.
UUUGCACAAUUUGUUUGCUUGCAAAAAUAAUUUGUUUAUUUGCAAAUUUAGAAAUAUUUAUAUAAAAACUAUCAAAGAAAAGUAUAAAAAAGUGAAAAUGAGUAGUGAUAUUAAAGAAAUAACAAUAGUGGUUAAAUGGAGUGCAAAGGAAUAUCCCAUAACAGAUUUGACCAAUCAAGAUACAGUGGCUGUGCUGCGGCAUGAAAUCUUUAAAAAGACACAAGUGCGUCCGGAGCGCCAAAAACUUUUAAAUUUAAAGUACAAAGGCAAACUUGCAGAAGACUCUUUAAAAUUGGGUAAUUUAGAAUUAAAACCAAAUUUUAAAUUAAUGAUGGUCGGUUCCACGGAGGCUGAUAUUGAGGAUGCCUGUCAAAAGCCCGAAGAUUUGGGCGAAAUAAUCGAUGAUUUAGAUGAGAAUGAAACCGAAGAGGAGACUGUGGAGAAUUCUUCAAUAUAUUUGGCUAAAGUAGAGAAACGCAUUAAAGAGUAUAAAAUAACAGAGUUAAAUCCUCCUAGACCAGAUAAGCAUUUAUUAGUACUUGACAUUGAUUACACACUGUUCGAUCAUCGUUCGUCGGCAGAAUCGGGUGCGGAGCUUAUGCGUCCAUACUUACAUGAAUUCCUAACAUGUGCCUACGAGUACUAUGACAUAGUUAUAUGGUCUGCCACUGGCAUGCGUUGGAUUGAGGAGAAAAUGCGUCUACUUGGUGUAAGUACACAUGCCAAUUAUAAAAUAAUGUUUUAUCUGGACUCCAAUGCCAUGAUAUCGGUUCAUACACCCGACAGAGGUGUUAUAGACGUUAAACCUUUGGGUGUUAUAUGGGGUCUGUAUCCUCAGUAUUCAGCAGCCAAUACCAUAAUGUUUGACGACAUACGUCGUAAUUUCCUAAUGAAUCCUCGAUCUGGUCUACGUAUAAGACCAUUUCGUCAGGCGCAUUUAAAUCGUAGCACCGAUAAAGAACUACUUAAACUUUCCAAGUAUUUAAAAGAUAUAGCUUUGAAUUGCAAAGAUUUUACCAAGCUUAAUCAUCGUAAAUGGGAACAUUAUGAUCCGCGUAAAUAAAUUCGUUAUAUCGUAAACGUUUAGUCAGUGUUUUUCGGGUUCGUAUAUCGUGUUGAAUUUCGUGUGAUUACUUUGAAUGCAGUGUCAAUGUGUUUUUUGUGUUUAUUUUUUUAAUUUAAUUUGCUUAAAAUUAACGUAAAGACUUCCGUAAUUUAUUUAUACAUUUAUGAAGUAAUAUUUUUUAAAUACAAGUGCUCUUAAUGAAUUGCCACAAAUUUUCCAAAAAAAAAAAACUUUUAAUAAUAUAUAAACUCGUCACAUAAACUUCAUCAUCAUCAACAUUACACUAAAAAACAUAUGUCCAUUGUGCCUGAA